Messenger RNA from Parnassius mnemosyne (clouded apollo), 654 nucleotides. NCBI's taxonomy places the organism in Eukaryota, Metazoa, Arthropoda, Insecta, Lepidoptera, Papilionidae. The record is from the annotation of a GenBank genome assembly.
AUGAGUAACCGGAACCCUAAUACUUUGAUGAGCGUUCCCGAUGAACAGUUUGACUACUUAUUUAAAAUUGUACUUAUUGGUGAUUGCGGUACAGGAAAAACAUGUAUUGUGCAACGACUGAAAUCUGGGAAUUUUAUAGAAAGGCACGGAAAUACAAUAGGCGUAGACUUUUCGAUGAAAACAUUGAUUGUUGAUGGCAAAAAGGUCAAGCUUCAGAUAUGGGAUACUGCUGGACAGGAGCGAUUUAGAACAAUCACGCAAAGUUAUUAUCGCUCAGCAAACGGAGUAAUUAUAGUCUAUGACAUAACAAAAAGAUCUACUUUUUUAUCUUUACAAAAGUGGAUAGAAGAAGUAAGGCGGUACACUUCAUCUAAUGUUAUUGUCUCAUUAAUUGGAAACAAAUGUGAUCUGACAGACCAACGAGAAGUGGAGCCUGAUGAACCAAAGUCUUUCUGUCGUUACAUUCCUGAAAUAAUGUUUGUAAUGGAAACAUCUGCUAAAGAUAAUACUAAUGUUGAAGAUACAUUCCGUAGUUUAGCUACAGAGUUAAAGAGACAACAUGAUAACAGUGAAGGUCCACCUGCUGAGCCUGAUUCAGUUGUUCUUGGUGAGAGUCAUUCUGUUACUAGAUGUCAACCUUGCCGUUCAUCUUAG